Molecule: messenger RNA, 2330 nt
Organism: Melozone crissalis (California towhee)
Lineage: Eukaryota; Metazoa; Chordata; Aves; Passeriformes; Passerellidae
Product: beta-1,3-galactosyltransferase 2-like
Exons: 1
Coding region: 1-1113 (370 amino acids)
Cellular component (GO): membrane
Molecular function (GO): N-acetyl-beta-D-glucosaminide beta-(1,3)-galactosyltransferase activity
Source: RefSeq, a predicted model, not a curated record
AUGAGCUGUUGUAGUGGAUUCUUCUGUCCCAUGGAAUGCAUCAAGAGAAGUCUUUUCCUGGUUUUCACCAUCUCUUUUACAAUAUAUUUGAUUUCCUAUUUUUAUACUUCUCCUCACCUUGCUGCUCGACCUAAAAGUAAUGAUCUUCACAUGGAAAGUGAAAAGAGUUUAUUUAGAAAAUUAUCUAUAAAUUUCAAACAAAUCUUAGGGAAACAAAAUGGAGAACUACCACCUGAAAAUGAGAAAUCUGGGAAUAAAGCCACGCCCACUCCAACACAGCUAUUUGCAUUCAUUACUAACAAAGAAGAGAAGUGUAAAGAUAGAACACCUUUCUUGGUAUUGCUGAUAUCAACAACAGCAGCCGAGCUGCAGCACAGAAAAGCCAUCCGGGAGAGCUGGGCGAGCGAAGCCGCGGUUCCUAGCGCGGACAUUGUUCGGCUGUUCAUGCUGGGCAUUGACCCCAGGGGUGACAAAGGGGACGUUCUGCUGAGAGAAAGUGAGCAGUAUCAUGACAUCAUCCAGCAGGACUUCCUGGACACUUACAACAACUUAACUCUUAAAACUCUGAUGGGCAUGAGCGGGGUGGCCACCUACUGCAGUGGCGCGAGGUUUGCUAUGAAGACAGACAGUGAUGUUUUUGUCAACAUGAUGCACUUGAUUGAAAAGCUCCUCAGGCCUCUCCCACCUCCCACACAGAAUUAUUUCACAGGCCAUUUAAUGACAGGGCACAGGCCUAUUCGGAAUAAAGCCAGUAAAUGGUACAUAUCAGAAGAAGAAUUCCCAGAAAACAAAUACCACCCUUUCUGUUCAGGAACUGGCUACGUGUUUUCUGGAGACCUGGCUGCAAAAAUUGUAGAUGCUUCUUUAAUGAUUAAAUUUAUACAUUUGGAAGAUGUUUACGUAGGGUUUUGUCUUAAUGCAAAGGGAGUAGAAAUAGCACCAUCUCCUAAAUCGCUGUUUAACAUACACAAGGUUCCAUUUUCUCCUUGUGCGUACAAUGAGUUAAUUACAUCUCAUCACAUUGAGCCACAUGAGCACAUACUCUAUUGGGAAACACUGCAAGAGAAGAAACACACAUGUCAGGAAAGAAAGGUCCAUCCUGGAGCAUCCUAGGAACUUGCUUUGACAAUGGGCAAAGCAGCAGAUGUUUUCUUAGUAGCAACAGAACACCUGUGUAAUGAUAACUUUCAAGGUCCACGGACAUCCUGAAUCAGGUGCCUAGGUUUUGUAUUAGGUUGAAUUCAAAGGAUUUUUCCUCCAUAAAGAAGCCUUUCUCUGUUGAGUGAAUUCUGAUUUACCUUAUUUAGUUCUGGAUGAAGCAUCAAUUAAUUUUUAAAGCCAGCAAGAGACCAUAUCAACCCUACUGAAGAAAAGGCAAAGACAAUGCAAUAAAACUUGUUCUUUCAUUAAAAAUGAAUAAGUUAAUGUGUUAAUUUCAUACUGCUCGAUGUAAUUUGCCUAUGUACCAUUAAAUGUACUCAUGUGGCAUUCCAGUGUGACCGAAGAAGGAAGCAUACAAGAUAUCCUGUGCUGGGGAAUUAGUGCCAGAAAUGUGGGCAGAAAUUGCGUCUUCAGAAAAUCUAACAUUAGCAUUUCCCAGAUCUCAGUGCCCAGAGUGGCUACUACUCUCUGUGGUUAUAUAUACAUAGAAAACCUCACACACAAGAUACCACUUAUUUGUUAUCAUGGAGAUGUAAUAAAAAGAGGAAAAUUAAAUGCAGAUAGACUGACCUGUUAGUGAUAUAUUAAACUGCAUUUUAGGGCAUUCGGCUGUGUACAAAAUAUCAUCAUAGUUAAGUAAAAAAUAAGAUGGUGCUUACUAACCUCAGAAGAUAAAAGUUUCAGUCAAAAUCCCUAUCAGACGCACAUGGAAAUCAGAAUGUCAAUCACAUUAAUACCAAACACUUCAGCUGGAAGUGAAAAGUGAGUAUACAUUAUAUGCAUCCCCAAUGACAUUUUGUAAAUGUACAUGAUGGUGUUUCAUGAAGAAGCCCCUGAAUCCUGCAGUGCAAUCUUUGUGUGCUCUGUGCAGCUCCAUUCCACUGACAGUGGGAACCUGUGGUGCAGCCACUGAACACAAUGCAUUUCUCCCUUACAGGAAUUUGGUCUUAGACCUUUUUAUUAAGGAAUAUUAUUGCUCAGCUAAUACCUGCACAGGACAAUUUUUCUAUCUCAAAUGGGCACCUAUUCAUCUGGACUUCAAAGACCUUUUUGCAUUUACCUCGGGAAAGAUACAGCUAGCAAGGACAACAUUCCCUCAGGGCUUUCCUAGCCCUGAGGUCUCUCCAUAAUUUCUAAAAUGUUAAAAGUUUUACAGGAAGUUGUGUUAA